AUUAUAAAGUUUUGUUGGAAAUUUAAAGUUAUAAACGACAGGCUAGAUGAAUGCAGGACAACAAAGGAAUGACGAAGUGGUAGUCGUAGUCAUGGACCCCGAUCUGCUUCGGAAAUUUAUAUCUCAAGUCUAUGCAUAUGGCACCGGUUUCAUCAUCAUCAGCUGCGUGCUAUGGCUGAUCACUUCGGGAGUUAAGAUAAACAUGUUUUCUUUGAUUCCCGUACAUCCGAUGGCUUAUAUAACAGUCGCAUUCGUUUUCUUGGUCAUAUUUAUGUGUAUCCCGUAUAUUCGCUACAGAACUCCGUGGAAUUGGAUAUUUGCUAUCAUUAUUGUUUUGCUCGUGACACUGGUCGGUGUGUAUAUCAUGGGCUUUAUACCAAUCCUGGAAAUGGGCGUGGGCAUAAUUAUCGCCGCCGUACUGAUGAUUACACUUCAAUGCUGUGGCGCCAGAUUUCCCAAAAAAAUGUUGCCCGGCAUAAUAAUUGUAGCGUUCACUGCAUGUUUGGGGCUGAUAGUGCUUGUAAUUAUGGUCAUAUUAAUGGCCAUUACAGACGAUAAUGUAUUAUUCAUGGCCGCCUAGAAUCUGUCCGCCUUGAUGACGCUGUUGGCCUCGCCUUGGAUGUUCACAUUCGGUUUGUUGUACUGUAUAGUAGCAUAACCUAUAUAUUUUUGUAUGUGGUGCAUG
Messenger RNA from Scaptodrosophila lebanonensis, 685 nucleotides. RefSeq lists its product as uncharacterized. The transcript has 2 exons. Lineage: Eukaryota; Metazoa; Arthropoda; Insecta; Diptera; Drosophilidae. The coding region runs from base 47 to 580 and encodes 177 amino acids. The record is from RefSeq and is a predicted model, not a curated record.